Naegleria fowleri is the source of this 651-nucleotide messenger RNA. RefSeq lists its product as uncharacterized. The record is from RefSeq and is a predicted model, not a curated record. The transcript has a single exon. The coding region runs from base 1 to 651 and encodes 216 amino acids. NCBI's taxonomy places the organism in Eukaryota, Heterolobosea, Eutetramitea, Acrasida, Naegleriidae.
AUGUACAACGGAAUUGGAUUACCAACACCGAGAGGAAGUGGAACUAAUGGUUAUGUUCAAAGAAAUUAUAGCGCUAUUUCUCAUCGCAAAGAAAAGAGAAAGGAUCAUAGAUCAUCGGAAAAGAAAGACUUGUCUAAAAUCAAAACAGAAAACCAAGAGUUGAGAUUACACGAAGAAAAGAAAAAAGUAGAAAUUGAAUUGUUUAAAUUAAAAUCUGAAUUAACAAAAAAAGGAGAAUUAACUCCCGAAGAAAUUGAGAACAAAAUUGCGGAAGAACGUAAAAUCAGAAUUAAUCGUGUGGAGGAAAGAUUUAAGUCGUCCAAUACAGAUCAAUCAUCCAACGAAACCUCAAAAGAAUUAGAGAAUAAUGCCUCACCUAAACAUCAGAAAAACGAACAUAUCAAAAAGGCUCUCAAACUAGAUCAACAUUUCAAAGAGCAUGGAAUUGAGAAUGACCAAGAUGCUCAACUUGUAGCUUUUGAUUCAAACGUUCGAGAGAUGCUUUUAAAACGAAAAAAACUCGAGAAAAGUGUGACUGAAAAGAAAAGGAAGCGCAAAAAAUCGGAAAAGAAGGCCAAACAGUCAUCUAGUUCCUCUUCAAGUAGUAGUGACAGCGAGUCUUCAUCAUCCUCUUCCGAAGAAGACAACUAA